Molecule: messenger RNA, 676 nt
Organism: Belonocnema kinseyi
Lineage: Eukaryota; Metazoa; Arthropoda; Insecta; Hymenoptera; Cynipidae
Exons: 3
Coding region: 1-516 (171 amino acids)
Source: RefSeq, a predicted model, not a curated record
AUGAGUGUUGGUGAGCCAUGCGAACUUAACGUGAGUUACGCUAAGCCAAUGCGGCUGUGGAACACUGCAGUUUUAGCAGGACUUUUCUGCUACGUCAACGGAAGCUUUCCCAUGCCACACGAACCGGCUGAUGCUCUGCGGCCCACAAUGGCUUUGAAUAGAAUAAUGACAGAUGACGAAAUACAAAAAUAUUUUGCAAAUUUUCCGUCCGACGAAGACGAUGCAAUAGACCAUCUGCCCGAAGAUACUGACUGUGAAAGUGACCCUGAUUAUGAACCGAGAUCAGAAGAGUUUUUUAUGAUGACGAGCUCAACAAUAACACAGAAGAAGCUGAGAAUUGCUAUCCAAAGAGAAAACAUUCGAAAGCCUACCCAAACUCAAAACACAAUCGCAAAAACUCUGGAUGCCAGAUUCCAGCUCCACAGGAUGAAAAGCAUCGUUUCACUUCUCAAAUGUUUUCUUCACUCCCAGAGGCAGCAGUCGAGGAAUCAUCAACAACGUGCAGAAGGAUAUUGAGGAGGUAAGGAAACUUUUACAAACAUCAGACGAUGAAGACGACCCAGCCGCGACAGAGGACUUGGGAGAAGAGAGCAACAUCGCUUCACAAGAUGAGAUGGAAGAAAGAGGAGAGGACUCAUGCACUGAGCAAGAGAUCACUGAUGAUCCUGAUGAGCAU